AUGUUGAACCUUGGUACUUCAGGUAAUGAAUGUUUGUUUUUCAAAAGUAUUGUUCUAUGACUAUGUGUAGGUGAUAACAUGGUUCAAGCGCAAUUUGGAUAUAAUCGAUGCACGAGCUGAGUGAGUUUUUCAAACUAAGACUAUCAAAAUAGCACAAGCUGCAAACCUUGCUAUUAUACUAGCUUUUUAAUCGCCGAAUACGCGCGAGUUCCGCAGUGAGGCCUGCGAGGGUACUAUUUCAGCUUGGCUAAUUGCACGCGUGGGCCGAAAAGAGAAAAAAAAUACAGUGGGUUAGAAAGUUCAUCCGGUUAUUUCACUGAUGACUGAUCUCAAAAAUAUGGCCGGCUGUCGGGAGCAUAGAAAUUACUACAUGCAUGCAACAACCUCUCGCUCUCAUUUUCCAAACAUUAUUUCAACAUGAAGUAUUAUUCUUAAAUACACCAACUCUGAAUGCAGGCUCGCGUUGCUCGCGUCAUGUUAGCCAUGGGCCGCCCAUGGCAGCACGAUCAUUGUGUUUUGGUGCAAAACGGCGAAAAAAAUUAAUGUUUCACGCCUUUACAAGGCAGUCGGAAAUAAAUAAAUAUGGGGGGGGGGCUCAGGAAUAAAUCUGAAUUUGCUUUCGCACUUUUCUAGUUCUUUUGUGUGUUUUGCUUUUCCAAAUGGAAAUUAUUGGGGUAGGCGGGGGAGGGGCGGGGGAGGCUCAAUUAUCCUCACUUGUUCCUUUGUUCCCGAAGCUUCCAUGUUCCCUAGUUCCAUAUGAUAUUUACGGUAUUGUUCCCUUAUUUCCAUGCAAUAUAGUCAUGCUCCCUUGUUCCCUAGAAAUCCCUGGGAGACUUUCACAUGUGAGCUUGACAUGGGCCACCUUUUACUCCUCCGUAACACGUAGUGACUGGAACUCACCGGUGCCAAUAACAAGCCUUGGCCAAUUUUAUCUAUAUAAUCAAUCUUUUCAGUGACUGGAAUAUAUUUUAAAAUUGCAUAGCAAAUAUCAACAAACUUUUUAUUAUUAUUCUUAAUUUUAAAGGCAAACCGACGCAUUUCCGCCAAGUCAGAAUAAGAGCUCCUGAUUCUGCUCGUGAAUUUAAGUUUGUGUGUUAUUAACUUCAGCCUUACACGUUUGCAUUAAUUUCAUAUGUAUGUAAACACUUUGACUUAUACUGCAUGGCGAUUAGAAUACCGUCCAUUAAAGUGAAAUGUUUAAAUAUAAAUAUUUUAUUAGGAUUUCACCUAGUUUUGUGGCUUGGUUAAUUCAACGUGGGAAUAUCCCCCUGAGAAUUUUUCGGACAUUUUGCGACUUCACUUGUUUCUAGGGUAGGGAGUUUAUUUCCCUCCUUUGCGUCCUCCCCGGCAUGGUUGGAAAUUUGUACAGGCAUUCAAUGUUCAGUGUUAUUAGUUUAUUAUACUGUAACGUUCACUGCAAUAUGUACAACAAAUAAUUUACAGUGUUCAUUAACUGCUAAAAAAGGUUUUGAAGUUGCUCUUUUUCUCGACUUUGAUAAAUGGUCGAAUUAUAAUAUUUAUUUGCAUUGCUAUGUAUAGCACUUUUGUUAGUUAAAUCGUCUCGAAUGCAGUGUUGAAUACAGAACGCAUUCAGAUCUUAGGGUUAUAUAUUGGAUUGUUAUUAACGUUAAGUACACCGAGGAUGGUUAUUUUGCUCCCAAAGCCCAACGGUGGAGUAUUUGAUCAUUUUCAAGUCUUGCGAUUGUGUUCCUGUAUUUGGACCCCAUAGUGGAUUCUUGCUCAUUCUCACUGCCCAACAAAUGUCCCAGGAGGAAAUGGACACGCAUGAUUUAAGGCAUAUUCACGAUUCCACUUAGGGAGCCAUUUAUCACAACACGAAUAACCUCAUAGGAAAUCAAAUACUACAAAACACCGAAAUACUGUAUAUUAAUCUUGAACAGGAAAAGGUGGUUCACGCGAUAGUCGGUCACCCCAAAAACAAGAAUCAAAAGGCUUUGUUUCCACUUUGCAGGAAAUGUUACCGCGGUGGUUUACAGGAAACGCGGAUGACAGUCCCAGAGGAAAUAAGCGAAGACACCGUCCUAAUACCACGUCACAGACACAAAACGGAGAUGUAAAAGAAAGAAGACGCCGCCGACAAUCGAGAAGAAGAGGUGAUGUGCUGGAAAACAGACGGGAAGAGAGAUAUCAGUCUCAAGAGACCGAGUUAAGAAGACGGGGACGGCGAAAAAACAGGAAAAAGGAACAUGUUCUUGAAGGUUAUCCGAAUCCAGGUUAUGAUCUGAAUCUGGCGUGGGAUACAGUCAGUAUUGACAGCUCACCGGUGUGA
Paramuricea clavata is the source of this 2290-nucleotide messenger RNA. NCBI's taxonomy places the organism in Eukaryota, Metazoa, Cnidaria, Anthozoa, Malacalcyonacea, Plexauridae. The record is from the annotation of a GenBank genome assembly.